This is a messenger RNA of Ostrinia furnacalis (Asian corn borer), 1279 nucleotides long. Its product is annotated as transmembrane protein 198. The coding region runs from base 200 to 1279 and encodes 359 amino acids. The record is from RefSeq and is a predicted model, not a curated record. The transcript is spliced from 9 exons. Lineage: Eukaryota; Metazoa; Arthropoda; Insecta; Lepidoptera; Crambidae. Gene Ontology annotation, cellular component: plasma membrane.
ACAGAACUAGUUCGUAGCUCGAUGUCGUUCUGGUGGAAUCUCUGUAUAAGUUUUUAUUAAAAAUUGUCACAAUCAACUUGUGAAGAGCCUAAGCAAUCCUUAGUGAUGUAAUAAAAUCGUGAAUUAAUCGUGCUUUAUUGUUUUUCUUUGUGAAAACUGCUAGUAACAUAUAGCUACAGAUUGGUCCGGGCUGCAAAUCAUGUCAUCAGUGGGCCAGCUGGUCCCACAGGUGACGCGCGCUCCUCCCAACAUGACCAUCAAAUUCAACGGCCCUCACAUUGAGGGGUCAUUUUGCACUUCAAUUGAUUACAAUUAUGAUCCUGUCAUCAGUGUUAUUUGUGCAAUGUACAUAGCUUUUGGGAUCGUAUACACAUUAUUUGGUUACAGAUGCUUCAAAGCUAGCAUGUUUCUCACUGGUUUCACAUUUGGAUCAGCUAUUGUGUACCUAAUAUGCCUCCAAGAGUACUUGAUGCCACCUUACGGCAACGUUGGUGUGGCCCUCUGUGCUGGAUUGCUUUUUGGACUCAUCACAAUGCUGAUCCAGUAUGUUGGACUAUUCAUGACUGGUUUCCAUACUGGCCUUCUCCUAGCUAUAGCUGGGCUGGCCAUUUAUGAUCAUUUCCUGGACAGCAGACCUACUACGUACUGGUUAUGCGUAGUGGUAUUGCUUACUUCAGGGAUCUUCUUUGCUGUCAUCAACUUGUACUGGAAGAAAGUUCUAACCAUUUUCGGCACGAGCGUGUACGGCGGUGCAGUCAUCGCGACGUCUCUGGACUACUUCUUCGAAAGAAUGAUGAUGCUUAAAUGGUUAUGGGAGCGCGCGAAGCUUGAGCCAGCCGUGGCGCCGCCGUGCCGGCUGUCGUGGCUGACGCUGGCGGCUUGGCCCGCGGCCGCCAUCGUGGGGCUCACGGCGCAGUGCGCGCUCACCGCCACCGGCAUCUACCACGAGCAGAGUAUAAGCGCCCAGAAGCGGCGGCUGAAGGCGCAGCAGUCGCGGCCGGUCACGCGCGAGCAGCGCGCCGAGAUGAAGCAGCGCAAGUACCGGUACUUGUACCAGGUGCGCACGGCGCACGGGGACGUGAUAUCGCAGUCUUCUCUACUCUUCUCCACUCCUACUCCUCUCCACUUCUCUCCUACUCUCAUCUUCUACUCUCCUCUACCCCCCUCUCCUACUCUCCUUUCCUCUUCUCUCCUCUUCUCCGCUCCUUUUCUACUCUCCUCUCCUAUUCUCCUCUCCUUCUACUAUUUUCUCCUCUCCCCUCCUUUCCUAUUCUCGUAA